CUUCUGCGUUAAAGUUCAAAUCAAACUCUGAAGUAUGUUUAGUUUCCGGUUCCUGACUUCCUGACAAAGACAAUGUCCGCUGUUUGACCGUACUAGAUUAGAUCUAGCGCCUACUUAACUCUUUCUAAAGCUACAGGAGAGAAAAGUGUAUGGAGAAGAAUACACUAAGGCAACAAAUAUAUGACUAAAAGUGAAACAGCUGCCCCGGCACUGUGGCGUUGAUGUCUGUGCUUUCCAACUCUUUUCACAUGACGCAUUUCCUGGAGAGACUGGAUCAGUUACAGUCUGUUGUCUUGUACUUGAGCGAGAAAAAUGAGUUUGUGAAACUCAAAGAAGAACUCGAUGUUCAAGUUAGGCAAGAGUUCGACGACUUCGAAAUACAACCUCAACAGCAGAGCUUGAUUUACCGCUUCAUUAUCGAUGUUGACCUCAGCGCCCUUCUCGAAAAAAAUGCUCCUCUUGGGAAUACUGUCCUGCUGUCUGCCCUUGAGGGAACAAACUUGUUCCAGGAGGUUUUGUUUGGACAUUGUCGGGCAAAUGAGCUCCUCCCACCGGACGUGACAUCAUCACAGAUUUUCACCAAGCUGCAAGUCACAAACUUCCCCGUCAUUUUGCACCACUUGCAGGUAGAGAGAGUCUCGGACCUGACCAAAUUCCUGGACUACCCCGGCUUUGUGCGACUAGUGGGCAUCACAACUGGCGUGUCCGGACCAGCAAAAUACACCCAUUUGAAAGUUUAUACUAUUACUCAAAAUGUGUGUCCUGAGGAGGAGUGUGAGGGGCACUACGGCAACAGAUACAUCAGGACUCACGUACCGGGCGCCUCGGAGACGCAGAUCAUCAGGUCAGACUUUCGGUGCAGACUUUGUGGUGAGGUCCUGGAGGAGGUGACAGCGUCACGGAUACUCUCAGACAAAGUGGUGGCAGAGCUCGUUCCCGUGCGGCUGUGUGGCCCGGCUCAGAGAGAGGUGCUGGGCGAGGGCCGGCUCCAAGCUGUGCCUGUGUUUGUCAGAGAUAACCUGGUGGAAAAAGUGGAGCUGGGGAGAAUGUACGAAGUGAUCGGUAUAUGUCGCAGCGAUGUGCAAGGGGGAACUAUCAGCAUCGCUCUGGAGGCCAACAACAUAUCUGAGAUGGAGAAAGUCAAAAUAUCUUCUGUGGACUUGUUGCCCAAGUCAGUUCGAGACGCAUAUAAAGGCUACACUGAGUUUGUUCACUUAUUUCACGUGAUUCUGGCUUGUCUGGUGAUCACAGCGAAGUAG
Messenger RNA from Aplysia californica (California sea hare), 1259 nucleotides. Its product is annotated as minichromosome maintenance domain-containing protein 2-like. NCBI's taxonomy places the organism in Eukaryota, Metazoa, Mollusca, Gastropoda, Aplysiida, Aplysiidae. The coding region runs from base 222 to 1259 and encodes 345 amino acids. The transcript is spliced from 13 exons. The record is from RefSeq and is a predicted model, not a curated record.